This is a messenger RNA of Mytilus californianus (California mussel), 525 nucleotides long. Its product is annotated as kelch domain-containing protein 4-like. The coding region runs from base 1 to 525 and encodes 174 amino acids. The record is from RefSeq and is a predicted model, not a curated record. The transcript is spliced from 5 exons. Lineage: Eukaryota; Metazoa; Mollusca; Bivalvia; Mytilida; Mytilidae. Gene Ontology annotation, molecular function: protein binding.
AUGUAUUCCUCGUGUCGAAUUUAUCUCUUGUAUCUUAUUGACAAGUUGUUGGGAGGCUGUAACCUUAAACAAAGCGGUGGACAGCUUUGGAUAUUUGGUGGAGAAUUUGCAAGUCCAACACAAUCACAAUUUUACCAUUACAAAGAAUUAUGGGUCUUUCAUUUGAAAGAUAAGAGAUGGGAAAAAAUUCGUGUCCCUGGAUCACCAUCCAGCAGAAGUGGUCACAGAAUGGUUAUUUGUAAGAAACAGCUGAUUGUGUUUGGAGGUUUCCAUGACAACAUUAGGGAUUACAAAUAUUUUAAUGAUGCAUUUGCAUUUAAUUUUGAAACAUACUCAUGGGAUAAGCUUGAGAUAACAGGUAAUCCACCAGCCCCACGGUCAGGAUUUAUGAUGGGGGUGUUCCAAGAUAUCCCUAAAGCAGUGGUGUAUGGAGGCUACAGCAAAGAGAGAAUUAAGAAAGAUGUUGAUAAAGGAACAAUACAUACUGAUAUGUUUAUAUUGUGUGCCUGUGAUGGAAGAAGAUGA